Molecule: messenger RNA, 6265 nt
Organism: Brienomyrus brachyistius
Lineage: Eukaryota; Metazoa; Chordata; Actinopteri; Osteoglossiformes; Mormyridae
Gene: shpk
Product: sedoheptulokinase
Exons: 7
Coding region: 347-1750 (467 amino acids)
Biological process (GO): cellular response to lipopolysaccharide; carbohydrate metabolic process
Cellular component (GO): cytosol
Molecular function (GO): sedoheptulokinase activity
Source: RefSeq, a predicted model, not a curated record
GGUAACACGGAAGGGCAAAAUAGAUAUUUAUAUAAAAGCGAAUUAACUAAGAAAAGGGAUACUGGACGCAAACAGAGACGAUUAUAGUUUUAAUAUAGCUCGUCAUCAAGAAUACGAAACAUAAUUAUAAUACAUGCAGACGGGCUGGUAAAGCAUUGACCAUCGAGCUGAUAACGAAAUGAUUAGUCAGCUAUUUAGGUCGCCGUGUUAGUUGCUUCCUCUCUUCCGUUAACUUGGAAAUUGUUGUAAUUUCCCGUUUAACCGGUGUAUUUUUAUCAGUUAAAUGCAGAAAGGCGUUUGCCAUAAUUGCAUUUUGUGCUGUAUAAUCUGUGAGUGCUAGAACAUCAUGGCAUCGUCUCCUACACCUACCAAGUAUAUCCUCGGUAUGGACAUGGGGACAACUUCAGUCAAGGUGGUUCUGCUCGAUAGUCACUUAAGGAAAGUGACAGACGCUUGCAGCCUGCCCACAACCGCUGACAGCAGCAACCGUAACGGAAAUGUCAUGGAACAGGAUCCUGGGAAAAUUAUAGAUACUCUAAAUCAAUGCAUGACUUCAUUGCCCAGAGACAAACUCCGAAAUGUCACCAAAAUUGGGGUGUCUGGACAAAUGCAUGGGGUCAUGUUCUGGAAGACAAAAACAGCUUGCUGUUGGGACCAAGGAGAUCAUGGUCUCAUGUUCAGGACCAAAGGUGUGAGUCAGCUGAUUACUUGGCAGGAUGGUCGGUGUAGCAGCGACUUCCUGUCCUCACUUCCGAAGCCAGACUCUCACCUUAAUGUGACCACGGGCUUUGGGUGCGCUACCAUCUUCUGGUAUCUCCAAAACAGACUGGAGUUUUUGGCCGAAUUUACCUCAGCAGGAACCAUCCAUGAUUACGUGGUAACUAUGCUGUGUGGCUUGGACAGAUGCUUGAUGUCCACCCAAAACGCUGCUAGCUGGGGAUACUUCAACACCAGCACUAACCAGUGGAACUUGGACAUCCUGAGCAGCAAUGGCUUCCCCAUGGAGCUACUUCCAGAUCCUGUGGCCCCUGGAUCCUGUGCAGGAUUUACCUGCUCCAAAUGGCACGGGAUUCCUGUAGGAACCCCCGUUGGGGCGGCCCUGGGAGAUUUCCAAUGCGCCGUUUACUCCUGCAUGGUGGAAAGGACAGAUGCAGUUCUGAAUAUUAGCACUUCGGCCCAGCUAAGCUUUGCUAUGCCAGCAGAAUUCCAGCCCCCGCGUGUACCCGAUCCCAGCUCUCCGGUCUCCUACUUCCCUUAUUUCGAUGGUGUUUUCCUGGCAGUAGCAGCAUCCCUCAAUGGAGGAAAUGCAGUGGCUACCUUCGUGGAUAUGCUAACGGCAUGGAUGAAAGAACUUGGAGUGGAAAUAAGCAGCUCUUCAAUUUACUCGCAAAUGAUUGAAGCCGGUUUAAACCAGAACAGCAGUGACCUGAAGGUGAGGCCAACCAUUCUGGGCGAAAGGCACGAUACCAGCUGCUUAGGCCUGGUGUCCAACAUCUUGGCCUCCAAUGUCUCCCUGGGUCACGUAACCCGGGCACUGUGCCAGGGGAUUGUGGAGAACAUAGCCACAAUGCUGCCCCCCCAGCUUUUGCUGGAGUCGGGGGUGAAGAGGAUAGUGGGUAGUGGCAGUGCUCUCAUCCGUAAUGAGGUGCUCAGACAGGAGGCAGAGAGGGCUUUCCCAUUUCCUGUACAGUACAGUGAAGAUGCAGACUCUGCUGUUGGCGUCGCCAUGAUUUUGAGUGACAGAAUGUGAUUGACCAUUCAGAUCAAAAUAAUGCACACGUUCUGGAAUGGUCACUGACUGACGAGCCUACUAUCAAGGGUUGAUCAGGAAUAUGCUUUCAGUAAUGACAUCUGGGUGGUAAUUCUAGUGAAAUUGCCCAAGAUGAUGGUUCGUUUACAGGUAAUCUGUACACUUUUUAAAUUUCAAGACUAUGUAGCAUUCCAGGAUAACACAAGGCUUAAUGAAUCCUUUAAAUAAUAUUUGUAAAAUAUGCUGUUGGCUGCAAGAUAUCACAUCGCAAUAUAGUCGUGAUUAUAUGGUUGGUGCAUGUGCGAUAAUCAACAGGAUUUUAGAUGACAGGAGGAUUAGUUUGGAUACCAGCUUUUCUGUACUAUACGUUUACUUACACCCACAAUUUAGUAAGCAGAUUACUAGUAUGCUAAAAUAUUAAUGUAUUGUGACACCUAAAAGUUAGUAAUCUCUAUAAAUUCAGGGUAUCUGUGACGUCCAGGUGCAUGAACAGGGAGCAUGGAUGCAGUAUACGGGAGACCGAAAUCCAAAACAAAGGGGUGUUAUUUCUAGCAGGCAGACAAGGAAGCACACGGUCGACAACGUUAAUGACAGACCUGGGGAAACAGACCUAAAGAGGAGGGUCCAGCUUCAGACGCUGUAGAGUGAAGCUCCAUCGGAAAUACGUCACCUCCACGGGAUACACAUGAUCUCAACUCUGUGUUACAGCGAAAAAACUUAACCUUAACCCUAACCCGAGCUCCACUUUAUGUCCUUAAAGAUCACUUGUUUCCUAUGGAGAUGACGUAUUUCCAGUGGAGUUCUACAGGCGUCUGCAGCUAGACCCUCUUGGACUUGAACGCGGACUUAAAUACAGGACAUGACAUCAGAAUAAACGCAAGACAGUUGGUACGCUGGGACUUCACAUGAGGGUAAUGAGGUGGGCGUGGCAUACACAAGGACUGGACGCGCAGGUCAUGACAAUAUCCUGAUAUUUAUUAAAUUUGGUUAGUGGAGCGCCACAUACUACUGUUUUGGUAUGUCAUGAAAGUCAUAAGCACUGAGAUGGCAGUGAAGAAAGCGAGAGCUCAACAGCCAAAUAUCUUUUGAAAGCGGAAAUAUACUAAAAAGCUGUCUGGACAAAUGUUUCGCCUGGUCCUGCAGGUGAUAAUUGCACAUACUUCUUUUUCCCUAUGAAAAUCACGCUGAGUGUGGCUCAUGUUUUGUCUGCCAUCUGUGCUAAUCAUCGGGCCGUGCUGUUAAUCUCCACGACAUUAUGGUGUCCUAAUGUGAUAGGAUGCAUACUGCUUAACAUUGAGUAAUUGCAGCUCCCCCGUGAAAUUGUGCUGCUUCAAAUCAAAUUUAUUCAUACGAUUGGAUUGCUGUUGUGGAAAGGCCAUACGCUGCAGCCUCAGCACUACUUGGAAUUGUGUGUCAGCAUUCCUCCAUGUAAACUUUAGUCGACUGUAAAAUAUUGACGAAGAGACAAAAUAAACUUGACUAUACCGCAGGACUGAAUUCUCUAAUCUGAUUUAAAACUAUAACACACAAGGGCUUCCGGUUUGUAAUGUAGCAAGUGGAUGCAUACGAGAGAGCUCCCGGGCUAAUCAUAGUUCAUUUUUCUAUUAAGUGAAACCUUUUCUUUAUUCUAGCCUCUUCAUGUGUACAGUAAGUAGUCUGCGCUUUGACUUUUAUGUGCAGAAAUGAGCUAAUCUAAUAAAAAAAAAGCAAUAGCGCUCACACUCCGGCUGCAACUAACGCAGCUAGUAAGAUAGUAUCCUCUUUAACCGCUAAUCCGCUUACCGUUAGCUCUCCAACAACACCCGAAGAAACCAAUACAGCUUUACCGCUUACGAUGGACCUAUUGUCCGCAGAAUUGGUGCAGCUGAGGUGCUUAAUAAAGGAGAAUGUUUCUUCCCUGAUUGGGGAGUUUACAAAGCCACUCCAAACCAAUCCUUUUUAGACAAACUCGACAACCUUGAAAACUGAUCACGAUGAGCUAAUCUUUGAAUACUAAACAUCCUCGAAGGCAGCGAAAAUGGUAAGGAUCCGAUUAAAUUCAUGUUGGAGUUGCUGAUGGAAGUACUGGGCCCCAGGGUGUUUACCGUCUCACCUGAUCUGGAGAGGGCAAUCCAGUCCUUGACGUUUGGUCUUGGCCAAAGGAAAUCCCAUUCUGGUUUGCUUCUCCAGUUUCCAGUUGAAAGAGGCCGCGCUGCGUUGGACUAGAAACCACGAGUUGAAGUUUCAAGGUGCCACUAUACGGAUCUAUCAGCACUUUAGCCCAGCGCUAGCGAAUAAACGGGCGGCAUUCAAUAGUGUAAAGCAAGCCCUGUACCAGAAGAACGUUCGAUUUCAACAAACAUCAUUUCUAUGGUGGUAUUGAUAUUGGUUCCCUUAUGUACGACCUUUUGUAUUUGUACAGGGGUUUCACGAAUAUUUUAUUACUUAAUCGCCUCCUCUGCUUUCAAAAUUUCAUCUAUUCUGGAGUGUUAUUAGGUUUCAGCUUGAACCUGGGAGCCCUCUUGGUUUAAAGGAGGAUAUAUUACCAGAAGUUAUAGGAAUAGUUUUAAACCUGCAGCUUGCCCCAGUGAGGGGAUCAAGUAUAGGUAGAGUUCUAAUUUUAUUUCCGUUUGGGUGGGGAGUAAUGUUUAUGGUUCGCAAAAAUCCAGGGGAGACCCAAUCAGCUCUGUUAUUUGAAUUUUUGAGGGAUCUCAUUCUCAUUACCGUGUACAUUGUUAUAAUCACUUUAUUACCGUAUUCCAGACAUCACCACUAUGGGAAGCUUUAACGCAGUGAAAACUGAUAAACGAUUCAUUAGCUGGAAUGUUAAAGGACUUAACGGGCUUGUAAAGAGAGUAAAAAUAUUCAACCACCUUAAGCAUUUAAAACCUGACAUCAUAUUUCUUCAAGAAACUCAUCUGUUGUUGAAAGAGCAAGUUAGACUUAGGAAACCUUGGGUGGGACAAAUUUUUCACUCUAGCCUAAACUCUAAAAUCCGUGGCACAUCAAUACUGAUACAUAAAAAAAUUCAGUUUAGCGCAAUUAACACUACCUCAGACUCACAAGGUCGCUUUGUUGUAGUAUCAGGACUUCUUUUUCACAAACCAGUUGCUUUGGUUAAUGUUUAUGUCCCCAAUUGGGAUGAUGAAGAAUUCAUGGGGAAAAUGAUCUCUUUAAUACAAUAUUUGAACUCUCGGCAGCUAAUAUUCGGGGGUGGCUGAUAAAGAAUUCUGUAAACUAAUAUCUGAGAAAAUUGAUGAUUUUUUAAAAUUAAACAAGAAUGAUGGUGUUUUCCCUUCACUUUUAUGGGAAACACUAAAAGCGGUACUUCGAGGUGAGAGUAUUUCAUAUUCAGCUAGGAUUAAUAAAAUGAGAAGACCCAAACAGGACCAGCUCAUAUCAGCAAUAGCUAAUGUCGAUGCCCAAUACUCCAUCUUCCCAUCUCCUGAACUCGAUAAAAAGAAACUCGAUUUUCAAACCCAGUACAACCUUAUAUCAACUGAAGUAUGUAUACUAUUGAUUUCACGUGGUUAUUUUUCCGAGUAUGGUGACAAAGCUGGCCGUCUUUUGGCACACCAACUUAAGAACCACUCGGUGACUGCAAAUCACACAGAAACCAGAUGGGGAACUGACUAGUGAUCCGGAGGAAACUCAUGAAACAUUUGUCACUUACUAUUCUAACUGUGACCUUGAGAGGUAAAGUGGGCUAUCCCACAAAAACAAAGUUUUGAGAAAAUGAGCUCCAAAGUUGAAAUUUUGUCAAAAAAUCAGUGUGCCUAUACCCUACAACUGAUAUAUAUCAUAGGUAGCACAGAGGUAUGAUUUAGAUAGUAACAACUUAUCCAAUUGAAAAUAUUCAAUAAAAAGGGGGUAGGGGUCAAAAAUGUGGGAUAGCCCACUUUACCUUUCAAGGGCACAACUUACGCACAUCGCAUGGGGAGUCAAUAUGGAACAUUUGUUCAAUGGUCUCCAAAUUCCUUUUAUAGGUACAAUGCUUAGGACUAGAACAGCACUCCCAUUGCAACUAGGCAUGGACGAUAUGACGAUAUGCAAUCGUGAAGACGAUCUAUGUGUUGACGAUCUGCCAAAGCAGAGAGAUCAUAGAACUGUCUAUAUGGAUUACAUUCUAUCUGUCUAUUGCGGCUCUAUGCUCUUCCUAAUUUUUUUCCUCAGCCAAUGCGCACUAUUUGCUAAUCCGCUUAAUGCCCGCCUUAUACAUACAGCGCUCAGUUACGUGCAGUUCUCACUCCACCAUUUUCUUUGAUUCUGAGUGUAGCGGGAAGCGAUGGCUGAAAGUGAGAAUGUAAUGGAUGAGUUGGUCCCUAAAAAAACUCUACAUCGGUGAUAUGGAAGUGGUUUGGCUUUUACACAGACAGUAAGGAAUAAACAGUCAUUAUUUGCAAAGUCUGCAGAGAAAAGGUUUGCACGUUUAGUUCUUGUUGAUAUGUUGUUCUGAAGUAACAAAGUAUGUAUUUAGCUUUAAAUAAACUUGUUGGCAAAAUUGCACAAAUGGAUUAAAAUCAGUUCAGAAAUGUU